Molecule: messenger RNA, 2377 nt
Organism: Astyanax mexicanus (Mexican tetra)
Lineage: Eukaryota; Metazoa; Chordata; Actinopteri; Characiformes; Acestrorhamphidae
Gene: cdc42ep2
Product: CDC42 effector protein (Rho GTPase binding) 2
Exons: 2
Coding region: 584-1354 (256 amino acids)
Source: RefSeq, a predicted model, not a curated record
GAGUACUGACGGUGCAGACACGGUGGGGGUCGUUCAGGGGGUAUUCUGGCUUUUUUAGCCAUGAAACGAGUCGGAGAUGCUCGGGCUCCCCUCGCAGACCCGCGGUUACUCAACCACGCCCCCCGAGGGCGGAGUCACGGGGCCAGGCUGAGUAACCACGAGCUCGCGCUGCACUGAGUCAGUUCAUGACUGGAGAGCACCUGGAGACAGGAGGCUUUCCCUGCCUGUUCAGUACAAGGACUUAUUUCUCUCUUCAGGGAGGACGAACACCUCUAUAAAAAGGAUUUAAACUGAGUGAGAAACUGAACUUAAAGGCAGGUUGGAGUGACAUUCCUGGAUGUUGGAAAUUCUGUUCCAGUGGGAAUCAUUUCUGUGCUACGUUUGAGUGGAAAUUGAGUGACAUAUUCUUGUCCUUCACUGAGCGAGAGCCUCAAACUUGAGUACAUCUCAUCAGCUGGGCUGCUGUAUCCUUGUCUUCUCUGUUCUUUUCUUCACUUCUCUUCUCCUCCUUCUCUCUAGCUGUCUAUUCACACUGCUGCAGGAGUUGUCUCUGUGUUGCUCCGGGCAGCGGCAGGUGUCAGACAUGUCUGCCAAAGCUCCCAUCUAUCUAAAGCGCAGGAGUCGCAAAGGAAAGAAGGAGAAGCUCAGAGACCUUCUGUCAUCUGACAUGAUCAGCCCUCCGCUCGGAGACUUCCGCCACACCAUCCACAUAGGUAGCGGGGGUGGAGCUGAUGACCUCUUUGGUGACCUCUCUUUUCUGCAAGGCAAGUUCCACCUAUUGCCUGGGCAGCAAGCUCACCAGGGCCCGUUCCAGUUCAACCGCACAGCCAGUGUGAGCACCGGCCACCCGCCAGCCAGCGAGAGCUCUCCGCUGCUGAAGAACGCUCUGUCGCUUCCUGUCAUCGGAGGAGUGCAAGCGCUGACCUUGCCAGCUCAGACCCCCUCCACCUCCACCACCGCAGUGAGCUCUGCAGCCACCUCCACAGCGACAGCUGCCACCCAUUCUCGCCCCUUAACCACGACAUUGACAACAGUGGCAACAACUGCAGCAUCUCUUUCUCCACCUCCCAAACCUCCAAGGUUGCACCUGGAGUCUCCUCACACAUCACGUCCUGCUACACCAAACCCUAAACCCCGCUCGGACAUGAAGGACGAGGGGAAACGCGGGAGGGGUGAAGGUGAGGACGAGGAUGAGCGUCCGUAUCUUACUCAUGCAGGGUCUCUUCUUUCUUUGCAUCUGGACUUGGGACCGUCUAUCCUAGAGGAGGUCCUGCAGAUCAUGGAUGGCCAGAGGAUAGGAGGAAUCAACGGGGGAUUUGCGGCAAACGGACGACAGGAGAUAAUGAACUACUGAGAGAAAAUGAACUGCUAAAUCUGAAUUGAUGGGGUCCUGGAGGGUGUACAAUUUUAAUAUCUGCCUAAUUAGUAUCUACACUUAGUAUCCCAGUGUCUUCUAAGUGAACUGCUGGAUCGCAUUGCUGGUUUCUGGACUAAACUGACAAAGUUUUGGUUUUCUGAACUUCUUUUGUUUUUGAAAACAUUCUUCUUCAUAGUACCGUAGGAGUAUCCAAGGCUGCGGAGAAACCUUUGCUCUUAUUAUUUUGUGUCUUUCCCUGGAUUUCGCAAUGCUGGGAGCAAGGAAGGACAAAACAGCCCUACCUUUUGCGUGGUCAUGAACCUUCUACAUUGAGGAAGGCCUAAUGAUCAUGCACAGCUAGUGGAUCAGAAGCCUCUAUGGCUAACAAAAGAUCUACACCUUCCUAAGAGAGGAUAAAGUAACCAACAUCAUGUUGUAUAUACUCUUUCGGCUUGAUCUUACCUUCCUAUUGAUCUGCUGGAUCACAUGGGUGCUGAUUUGAACAGUAGCUCUUCAGUUUCCACACUGUUUUAUUGUUGAAAGCACUGUCCUCCACUGUCCAGAGUUGUGGUGGAAUGUUUGGCCACUUUUCUCUUCAUGUUCUGGACUUUGCAAUGUAAGCAGAGAAUUUAAAAAAUGUGAGAAAUGACUUGUGUAACAUUUGCUAUCAGCAAUUGCAAUACUGGCUUUCAAAUAACUGAACAAAUGAACUAUGUAAAUACACCCCAAACCAACUGUUCAAUCAUGUGCUGUGAACAUUCUUACUGAUUGUACAUGUUCUUCGAGUGUUUGGAUGGGAGGAAUAUUUCAGGACAGAAAAUAAUGUCUUCACAUCUAAGGCUUCUCCAAAGUGUUCAUUAAAUAUGGCAAGGCAUAUCACAAUCUCAAUAUAUACAGUACUGUGCAAAAGUCUGCAGAGAGUGGUCUGUAAAGCUGUUUACCUUGGCAGUGAGUGUUGAUUUGUUCAAAACAAAAACAACUAACCAUCUAGAAUAAAUACAAAUAAACAGUAAAUUGUCA